Ostrinia nubilalis (European corn borer) is the source of this 579-nucleotide messenger RNA. RefSeq names its product protein Asterix. Gene Ontology annotation, biological process: protein insertion into ER membrane. Gene Ontology annotation, cellular component: endoplasmic reticulum membrane. NCBI's taxonomy places the organism in Eukaryota, Metazoa, Arthropoda, Insecta, Lepidoptera, Crambidae. The coding region runs from base 187 to 513 and encodes 108 amino acids. Gene Ontology annotation, molecular function: protein folding chaperone. The record is from RefSeq and is a predicted model, not a curated record. The transcript has 4 exons.
ACUCAAUUUGUGAAUGACAAUCUGUUUUUUAGGUCACGAACUCACGACGACGAAAAGUCGAAGAUUAAUUUUAUUUAUUUAGUAGCAGCUACCACUGACUGAGUAGCUGAAUAAGUUGAAUAACGUUUUAAGACUUCGUUAAGUCCCGAUAUAAUUAUUUGCGGGCCAAUAGUAAAAACCAAAAAAAUGCAACUUACAUCAGACCCCAGACGUGCUGAUAGGGAAAGGAGAUACAAACCACCUCCUCCCACAUCGGCUCCAGUAGAAGAUCUAACAACGGACUACAUGAAUAUACUGAGUAUGAUCUUCUCAAUGUGUGGACUAAUGAUGCGAUUGAAAUGGUGUGCGUGGACUGCCAUCUUUUGCUCCAGCAUUAGUGUUGCCAAUGCGAGAGUCUCUGAUGAUACAAAACAGAUUGUGAGCUCAUUCAUGUUGUCUAUUUCUGCUGUGGCCAUGUCUUAUUUGCAAAACCCUGCACCAAUGUCUCCUCCAUGGGCUGCUUUAACAACAUAAAUACAUAAUAAAUAUCUACACUAUAAUGUUCAAAUUAAAUUAUACUAUUAAUAUAUUCUGUUUAAA